Bufo gargarizans (Asiatic toad) is the source of this 5622-nucleotide messenger RNA. It is a transcript of the gene MOV10L1, whose product is annotated as Mov10 like RISC complex RNA helicase 1. The transcript has 31 exons. NCBI's taxonomy places the organism in Eukaryota, Metazoa, Chordata, Amphibia, Anura, Bufonidae. The record is from RefSeq and is a predicted model, not a curated record. Gene Ontology annotation, molecular function: ATP hydrolysis activity; helicase activity. Bases 1 to 5214 code for a protein of 1737 amino acids.
AUGGCCCUUAACGGAGCACAGUCGGCCGCUGACCGACUCCGGGAGUUUGUCCGCGUGGAAGAUCAAGAUGGCGCAGGCUCCCGCUCACCACCUCCGGACGAGAUUAGAGAUGGCCCUGCACAUGAAGAAGCGGAGUGUGCAGCUACAGAGCCGUCCUUGAAACAGGUCACCGAGCAAUUUUUGCAAGCGAUAGCUACCUGCCGCUCAUCAAUGGUGGGCAAGCUGGAGGAGGUGAAGGUGGAUAUAGGCCUACUACGCCAUGAUAUGCAGGCCAUGUGUGAACGCAUUAAAGAGACCGAAAAUAGGAUCUCAGAGGUGGAGGACCGUAUACAACCGCUCCCCGCAAAAAUUCAAGAGCUGGAGCAGAAAGUAAACUUCUGGCAGCAAAAAUGUGACGACUACGAGAACCGCACAAGACGCAAUAAUUUGCGGAUCAUCUGUUUACCUGAAAAAUCUGACGGUAAUAACUCAUGUGCAUUCUUCACCACCUGGCUCCGUAACACCUUCCCAGAGGCGACAUUCUCAUCGGCCUUCAUUGUUGAGCGUGUACAUCGUGUUCCCGCCAAACCCCUUCCACCGGGGGCUCCUACAAGACCUCUACUGGCGAGAUUGUUAAACUCUACGGACAGAGAUCAUGUGCUGCAAAUGGCGCGUAACAAGCAGGAGCUGAAGUAUGAUAACAACAACGUCAUGAUCUUCCUGGAUUUUUCGGCCGAAUUACAGAAAUGCAGGGCAACAUUCAGCACGGUGAAAAGAAGACUCCCGGAGCAGAACUUGCCCUACUCUAUGGCUUAUCCUGCUCGAUUAAGAGUGGUGGAUGGGGAACUAAUCAUCACAAAGGAUGGAAUGAUUAAGCCCAUAGUUUGUCAGAGCGGGAAAUGUAAUCAGGUUAUUCAGCGCCUCCGGUACCCAGCGGCGUUACCCACGCUAUUGUCUUCUCCGUCGAUUCCUCCAUCAGCCACGGCCUUCGGUCCGCGUUCCGUUUCCGUCACCUUCCAGUCCGUGUCCUACGUCAUCCUGUCUUCAUCUCAGCUGCUAGAUCAUUCUUAUCUCACCCCUGUCCAGCUGUCAGGUCCCCUGUUACAUGCCACCAUCAACAGCCUGUCCUUUUCGGUUCUGGACGUUCAAAAUAUACUGUCAGCAGUGGAAUCAAGGCACUUGGCAGUCGACCCUCCCGAGAGUCCUUCCGUUCCAGCUCCCCCACCUCAGUCUACCUCCCCAGGUAGGGUUUCCAACCUCUCCGAGAUAGCUCCAGCUCACUUCAUCACAGAUAGCAUCCAAAAAGACAUUCUGGAGGGCAAAGAUGUUAAUUUAGCCGCCAUCUUGAUAGCCACCCACGAUACCGUAGAGAACAAGACAAUAGCUUGUGAAAACAUUUCCAUUGUCCUAAAAUCCAGGGACGCUCGGCUGAACAAAAAACUCACCGUUCCCGAGUUUGUCCUGGUUUUUAGCCUCUUCAGGGACAUAGUUUGCACCGCCCACCCCGAAAGAAGAGAGGAGCUGCACUUGUACAUGUAUAGAGUCACCGACCUGGGGUAUAAAUCUGGAGGAUUCGCAUUCUACGACUACCACCGCUCCUUCUCGGCCAAAGCCGCCGCAGCUCUGGCUCAGUACCAGCGGGUCACCAACUGGGCGUGUCUGGACAUGGAACUUUUCUGCCGGCACUUCGCCGGUUUAAAAGCCCCAGCCUGCAGCUCCUGCCAGUCUAUCCUCCACACCUCCGAUUGGUGUCCCUCCGUCGGCCAACCAAUGGCUCCCAGCAGGCCCACGACCGGCACCCAAGUUCCGGUAGCCCCGUCCAAAAUCGAGGGACCCGCCGCGGUAGUCACCUUUUUCGGUAUCGUGCUCGAUACAGAGAAAAUGGAAGCUAGACUACCAUCCGAUAAGCUUCUCAAAAUCGGGUCAAUCAUCGCACAGUUCACAGGCUCCCACGUCCUCACCAAACGAGAGCUGCAGUCACUCCUCGGCAUGUUAAAUUUCGCCACAAGGAUCAUGCCCCAAGGGAAAGCUUUCAUGUCCGGGCUUCUAGACUUAUUACCAUCAGCUCCUGAGCAGGACUCCACGGUGUUCUUGGAUGCCCAGGUACAAUGCAUGUCUGGCAAGUGGGAAAUUAACACCCCUGAAAAUCAAAAUGUGUUGGACUUGGACAUUAAAGUUUUAAUUGGCACUGUUACGUUUUGCAAUAAAGAUGGCGGAGAAAUUAAUCAGACAACUUAUUUUUCCAUGUGUGAUGUGUGCGAAGGAUAUAUCCCUUACAAAGGAGACUGGGUAAAAGCAGAGUAUUUCAUCAAUCCAUCUUCAUGGAAUAGUGAAGCAAUUUCAGUAAAGCCUCUGAGAUGUAAACGAGUAGACCAGGUGAAAAUCUCUGCUUUCUAUGGGAUGAGUGGGGUAAUUGAUGACGGUAUAUUCUUCACAAUGGAUGCUGUAAGACUUCCAGAAGGCUACAAACCCCAGCGAAAUGACCUGGUUAAUGCAGUAGCAGUAGAAAGUAACCAGUCGUGUUAUGUGUGGAGAGCACUUUGCAUGGCCCCAACUAAUAGAAAUGGAACUUUACCUGAUCAUGAGGAUACAGGCAGUCAGCAUUCUGCUGUUUUGAUGAUGAACAAAGGAGGUUUGGAGGUUUCCAGGAUGACUAAUUUAGGAGUGAUCAAGCAGGGACAGAGUAAAUCUCUGACAAUUUCCAUACAGAAUAAAGGAAAUGAUGUUCAUUCAUUGGUCGCUUGCAAAGUAGCAGGUUUGGAGAAACAGAACAAAUUCAAGUUUGUAAUGUCUGCUGCUAAAUCAGAUUUGAGAACUCUCCCUAUUUACAAUGGAUCAAAUGACUUGGAUGUAAGCAAAGAGGAAGUGUGUGGGUCUUCAAACUCUAGCAAUAAUGAGGCAUUGGAGAUUCACCCUGGAGAAAAGAUCUUCAUUGCAGUCAAUUGCGAAGCAAGAAACCCAGGCCGCUGCAAAGAACUCGUGUUACUUUGUUUCCAAGAUUUCGUAAUUGGACGCUACAUUGAAGCCACUGUUCAAAGUGAGGAAGAGUUCUUAUUGCUUCCACCUAAGGAGUUUUCUUCCAAGGACAAGACAAAUGUUAAAGAAUUAGAACAAAACCAUAAUAUUCAAGUAGUCCUGUCUGCACCAUCUAAAAGACCAUCUAGAAGGCAGCUUCCAAGUUUUAUUCCAAUGUACCCGGUACCUGCAAGACUUAAGACAUGUGUGGAGCAGAAUAUGAAUGUACUGGCAAUUGAACCUUGUAUUGGAGAAUUGCUUACACUGUCAAAUUAUCGAAAGAAAAUGUCAACUUUACUUUGGCUUGAGGAUAUCCACAAUGAGAUAGAAAUAAAAGAUUUAAGCCUUAGUGGCGUUUGCUUACAGAAACGUGGUGGAUAUUUAGUAUUGGAAGUGCCUGGUAUUUUAGAAGGAAGACCCUCCCUAUUUCCUGGUGACAAGGUCCUGUUGAAGUACCAGUUGUAUAGCACUACAGCGGUAGAAUUUGUUGGCACUGUUGCAGAAAUACACGUUGAGGAAGUGGCACUGCGGGUUCAUUCAAAUUUGGAGCAGUCCUACAGCUAUGAGCCGAUGGAAGUAGAGUUCACCAUAAACAGAACCACUAGCAGAAGGUGCCAGUUUGCUGUAGAACAAGCGGAACAUCUUGGACAAGCUGAAACUGUGGUAUUACAGUCGCCUCAAGUCAGCACACCAGGGAUUGACGAGCAGGACCACAUGCACAGGAAAGAACAGAGAGUCACCCAGCAGGAAAAUCAGCAGCACAAACCAAAUGCUCGAGAGAAGAAUGCAAUAUCCAUGAGUGAUAUGGUGACAGUGGCUACACAGACUAACAGCCAAGGUAAUAAAACCCCAAUGAAGAAAAUGUCCCAGUUCUUCAAUCCAUUGUUAAACGAUCACCAGAAGUUGGCAGUAACUAGAAUACUGAGCGGAGACUGCCGCCCUACUCCCUAUAUUCUCUUUGGGCCUCCGGGUACCGGAAAAACGGUUACAGUCAUUGAAGCUAUUCUACAGAUUCAUUGUGCUUUGCCGGACAGUCGUAUUUUGGUAUGUGCCCCCUCUAACAGUGCUGCUGAUCUAGUGUGUCUGCGGCUUCAUGAAAGUGGCCAUUUGGAAAAUGGUAGCAUGGUGAGGGUGAAUGCUUCCAGCCGUCAAGAAGAGACAAUUAAUGACCUAGUGAAGCCGUACUGUGGACCUGGAGAAGAUAUUCAGAAAGCCUCUCGAUUUCGGAUAAUAAUUUCUACAUGCAGCAGUGCAGGAAUGUUCUACCAGAUAGGUUUGAGAGUUGGACACUUCACUCAUGUAAUCAUUGAUGAAGCUGGACAAGCCACUGAACCGGAGUGUCUUAUACCUGUAGGUUUAGUAUCAGAGGUUACUGGCCAGAUCAUUCUUGCAGGAGAUCCUAUGCAGCUUGGACCAGUGAUAAAGUCAAGAAUGGCUUUGGCAUAUGGGCUUAGUAUAUCAUUGUUGGAAAGGCUCAUGGCGCUUCCAAUAUAUUUAAGGGAUGAAGAAACAUAUGGUGCUUGUGGAAACUACAACCCUUUGCUGAUCACAAAACUGAUGAAGAACUACAGAUCACAUGCAGCCUUGCUUCAUCUCCCAUCCAAGCUGUUCUAUCAUAAGGAAUUAGAAGUCUGUGCAGAUCGGGCUGUUAUAAACCGUCUCCUGAAAUGGGACAAGUUGCCCAAGAAAGGUUUUCCUUUGAUUUUCCAUGGUAUCAGGGGAACGGAAAUGAGGGAAGGAAGCAAUCCAUCCUGGUUCAAUCCAUCAGAAGCCGUGCAGGUCAUGAGAUACUCCUGUAUACUUGCAAAGCAUGUUACCACAUCAGUAUCAGCCAGAGACAUUGGAGUGAUUGCACCCUAUAAGAAACAGGUUGAGAAAAUUCGAACACUUCUGCGGACUGUUGACUUGAUGGAUAUCAAGGUGGGCUCUGUUGAAGAAUUUCAAGGUCAAGAAUUCCUAGUAAUCAUUAUUUCAAUGGUGCGAUCCUGCGAAGAUUCAAUUUAUAAGGAUUCUAGAAGCUUGCUGGGAUUCCUCUGCAAUCCAAAACGAUUCAAUGUGGCAACAACUAGACCAAAGGCCCUGCUGAUUGUACUUGGAAACCCCCACAUUCUUAUGAAGGAUCCGUGUGCAUGUGCACUGCUUGAAUACAGCAUUAUAAAUGGAGCAUACACUGGAUGUAAUCUGCCUCCUGCUCUGGAAUCCCUACAGCAGUGCGAUUAAUAGCUUCUCGCAGAAAGGCAGAUUUGGCUGCCAUCCAUCCAUCGCCAUCCAUUACUCAAUGCUCUACAUUUCCAAAAUUGAGGUUUUGACAUUUUGCUCUGGAAAUAUUAAGGUUGAAAAUAAUAUUAAUGUAUAGGCGUGAUAUACCUUUUAUUUUUUGUUUCUACUUUUGAAUGAAAAUCCUUUUAGGGGCCGUGUCUUUUUCUUGUCCACAGAUCCCAUCAUGUAUAUUAUUCUACGUAGUAAUCAUUGUUCUGUGCUUUCAUAGCUAAACUGUUUAGCAAUGUUUUUUACAAUUACAUUAAUCCAGUGAGUCACAAAGAGAAAUAUAUACCUUUGCAUUAAUGUAUACUGUAAGUGAUUAGGAAAACGUACACUUAUUACGGCAGUGGACACUACUGCCUCCUU